GGCCUAUUUGUCAUUGGUUGUCGGUUUGGUCAAUGAGAAGGUAUAUCUAUCCUUCGCCCCGUACCAGAGGGGAUUCCUAGUACGAGCGGUGAAGAGAAGGGGAGGAGGAGAAGAAAGAUCGUUGGCGGAGGAGAAUGGAGGCGUCGGCGGUGGAUCAUCUCGCGACUGAGCGGAAGAAAGCCCAAUUCGAUGUUCAGGCGAUGAAGAUCGCCUGGGCCGGCUCCAAGAACGCAUUCGAAGUCGCCAAUCGCAUGGCCCACAUCGUUGCCAGCGAUCCGGUCUUCCGCAAAGACAAUAGAACAAUGCUUGGCCGUAAGGAAUUGUUUAAGAACACACUAAAAAAAUCAGCCCAUGCUUGGAAGCGAAUAAACGAGUUACGCCUUACAGAAGAAGAAGCCUCUAUGUUCCGGAUCUUCAUAGAUGAACCUGGAUAUGGGGAUCUCCACUGGGGAAUGUUCGUUCCUGCUAUAAAAGGUCAAGGAACUGAGGAACAACAGAAGAAGUGGUUACCACUGGCUUAUAAGAUGCAAAUAAUUGGAUGCUAUGCUCAGACAGAACUUGGUCAUGGUUCAAAUGUUCAAGGUCUUGAAACAACAGCGACAUUUGAUCCCAAAACGGAUGAAUUUGUUAUUCACAGCCCUACACUUACUUCAAGCAAAUGGUGGCCUGGUGGUCUUGGAAAAGUAUCCACCCAUGCAGUUGUUUAUGCCCGUCUAAUCAUUGAUGGAAAAGACUAUGGAAUCAAUGGUUUCAUUGUUCAGUUACGAAGUUUGGAUGAUCAUUCGCCUCUUCCUGGAAUCGUUGUUGGUGAUAUUGGGAUGAAAUUUGGCAAUGGCGCUUACAAUACAAUGGACAAUGGGGUUUUGCAGUUUGAUCAUGUGCGCAUACCACGAAAUCAAAUGUUGAUGCGGGUUUCACAAGUCACAAAGGAAGGGAAGUAUGUGCAAUCUGACGUCCCAAGGCAGCUUUUAUAUGGGACAAUGGUUUAUGUUCGUCAAACAAUUGUCUCUGAUGCUUCUAAGGCUUUAUCUCGAGCCGUGUGCAUUGCUGUGAGAUAUAGUUGUGUUCGUAGGCAAUUUGGAUCACAAGAUGGUUCUCCUGAGACUCAGGUCAUUGAUUACAAAACUCAGCAAAGCAGACUCUUUCCGCUGCUGGCUUCAGCAUAUGCUUUUAGGUUUGUUGGUCAAUGGUUGAAGUGGCUAUAUAAUGAUGUGACAGAGAGACUACGAGCCAAUGAUUUUUCAACAUUGCCUGAGGCUCAUGCAUGCACUGCUGGUUUGAAAUCUUUGACAACCUCUGUGACAGCAGAUGGAAUUGAAGAAUGUCGGAAAUUGUGUGGAGGCCAUGGUUACUUAUGCAGCAGUGGGCUUCCUGAGUUAUUUGCUGUCUAUGUUCCUGCUUGUACGUAUGAAGGAGAUAAUAUUGUUUUGCUUUUGCAGGUGGCAAGGUUCCUUAUGAAGACUAUUUCUCAACUAGGUACUGGGAAACAGCCUGUUGGUACAACAGCAUAUAUGGGAAGAAUACAGCAUUUGAUGCAGAGCAAAUGUGAUGUUCUCACAGCUGAGGACUGGCUGAAACCUUCAGUUAUACUGGAAGCAUUUGAAGCUAGAGCAAUUAGAAUGGCUGUGAAGUGUGCCAAAGACAUUAGUCAGUUCCCAAGCCAAGAAGAUGGUUUCCAUGAGCUUUCUGCUGAUUUGAUGGAGGCGGCAAUUGCUCAUUGUCAACUAAUCAUUGUAUCCAAAUUCAUUGACAAGGUUCAAGAAGACAUACAAGGACGUGGAGUCAAAGAAGUGCUCCAGAUUCUCUGCAGUGUCUAUGCUCUCUCUCUGGUUCAUAAGCACCUUGGCGAUUUCAUCACGACAGGGUACAUCACACCCAAACAAGGUGCACUAGCUAAUGAGAAACUUCGAUCUCAAUAUUCCCAGCUUCGCCUUAAUGCUGUUGCACUAGUCGAUGCGUUUAACUACACUGAUCACUAUCUGGGUUCAAUUCUUGGUCGCUUUGAUGGAAAUGUGUAUCCCAACCUCUAUGAGGCGGCAUGGAAUGAUCCACUAAAUGAUUCAGUUGUGCCCGAUGGAUACCAUGAGUACAUCAAGCCCUUGAUCCAGCAGAAGCUGGCAGCAUCAAGGCUGUGAAGAUACUAUUAUUCUAAUAGCCUUACCGAAUGAUUAUUUUUUCUUUUAUAUUUUGGCACUCCAGAGGACCUCCUAGCCAUCUAUAUUCAAUAAGGACUAUUAGCAAGUACAAAAACUUAGUCCGAUGAUGAUUUAAUUCUAUCAUGCAGAUGAUGUUGUUUAGAAUUGUAAUUGUGCGUGGAAUUUGGGCUUUAGCAGUCAUGAGGUAAUGAGCUCUCAUUUCCUUGGAUCUCAA
Zingiber officinale is the source of this 2370-nucleotide messenger RNA. RefSeq names its product peroxisomal acyl-coenzyme A oxidase 1-like. Gene Ontology annotation, biological process: lipid homeostasis; long-chain fatty acid metabolic process; fatty acid beta-oxidation using acyl-CoA oxidase. The transcript has 14 exons. Gene Ontology annotation, molecular function: FAD binding; acyl-CoA oxidase activity; fatty acid binding. Lineage: Eukaryota; Viridiplantae; Streptophyta; Magnoliopsida; Zingiberales; Zingiberaceae. Bases 135 to 2135 code for a protein of 666 amino acids. The record is from RefSeq and is a predicted model, not a curated record. Gene Ontology annotation, cellular component: peroxisome.